CCUCUUCGCCCGCGAGCUGCUAGCGUCCGCCGGGGGCCUCAUGCGGUUCUCCUUAGCUCUCACGGUCAGCCCGAGGGACUCAGAACUCCUCCAGGAAGUAACAUGGCCAAAGUGAACAGCGGUGCCUCCGGUUGUCGGGCCAUGGUGAAGGCGGGGAAGUACCUGUCGAGCCCGUCUUCCACGAGCUGGUAUUCCGGCCAGCGUCAGCGGGAGAUGUUCAGUCCACAGCGCCGAAUGGCGAGCGCUGACGCGGCAGGGACGGGAGGAAAAACCGCGGCUUUGGCCCAGCAGGAGCAGCUGGGGUAUUUCUCCCCUACAGACAGGCACAUGCAGGCCAACCGGAACCUCAUUUACCGGGACGUGAAGGCUUUUCUCAAUGAAGUUGGUGGAAACCCCCGGGAGGCUCGGUACUGGCUCACUCAGUUCCAGAGGGCGAGCUCGGCUCAGUCUCCUGCCUUCGCUGUGCUGGAGGUGGACAGCUCAGUUUUCUCCAGCAGGGAAAUGGUUCAGAGUCUGGCCUUCGGGCUCUCCUUCCUGCAGCGGAUGGAUAUGAAGCCUGUGGUGGUGAUGGGUUGGUCUGAGUACGAGCAGACGGGGCCCACCGAGCCGACGGCCGGGUCUCGCUGCACCCGAGGGCUGGUGGAGCGAAGCCAGCAGCUGACCGAGGCUCUGCAGCAGCACUCGGCCACCGUCCUGCCACUCUUCUCCGCUGAGUCCUUCCUCCUUCUGCAUGAAGCCCCACAUGGGAGCAGUGCUCCACCCUCCAUUGCUGUGGACACCAGCCUCCUCCAGUGGAGUCUGAACUGCGGGACGAUCCCAUUGGUCUGUCCGGUGGGGCGGGACGGGCGAGGUUGCUCGGUAAUGUUGGACCCGACGGAUGUGACUGCAGCUAUUGCCCGAGCUCUGCAACCCCUCAAAGUCAUGUUCCUGAACCACUCGGGAGGUCUUCACAGCCAGGAGAACAAGGUGCUGGACACAGUGUCGCUGCCUAGCGACCUGCCCGGCCUGUCCACGGCGGCGUGGCUGAGCGCCGCGGAGCGCCGCAGGGUGUCGGCCAUAGCCAGGCUCCUCAACCAGCUGCUGACGGAGUCGUCUGCCGUCAUCACCUCGGCGGACACGCUGCUGACGGAGCUGUUCAGCCACAGAGGGUCGGGGACGCUCUUUAAAAACGGAGACCCGAUACAUCGUUACAGCUCUCUGGAUGGGAUUGACGUAGACCGUCUGCUGGCUCUCAUCAAUAAGUCGUUUGAUAAAAGUCUGAGGCGAGACUACAUCGACACCCUGAAGGGACGACUGCACUCCAUCUACCUCUCUGAAGACUACAGCGCGGCAGCCAUCGUCACCAUGGAGCCGGUGAACAGCGGCACUCCCUACCUCGACAAGUUUGUGGUGAGCAGCAGCCAGCAGGGCCAGGGCACCAGCCACAUCCUGUGGGAGUGUGUCAGGCAGGACCUGGGCAAACUGUUCUGGAGGUCCAGAGCCACCAACAGGAUCAACCCCUGGUACUUUAAACAUUGUGAUGGCAGCUAUGUGAAUGGGGUGUGGACUGUGUUCUGGUUCGGUCUGACAGACAUUAGAGAUUCCUAUGAGCUGGUAGAGUAUGCCAAGGACCUCCCGGACUCUUUCCACGUCUCCGCGUCUCCCACCUCCACCGCUGGACCCUGACCCCCCCCCGCUGCUUCUACCUCUACAGAUAUUGUUUACACAUUCUGUUUGCAAUGACCGGACUGUUCAUUACCUUGAAACUUGGGCAGGACUUCCGCUCUGCCUAUAAAACAGUUGUUUGAUAUUUUGUGUGGCUCUGUAGAGUUCUCAUUACAACAAAUGGCCGCAGGUUGGAAUUGAACCCGUGGCUGGUGAGGUAGGGACUGUGCCUUUGUACAUCUAGCAUGGUCAACAUGGUGAGCUACCCGGGCACCCUGGGCGCCCAGAGAGCCUUCUAAAACUCAUUCAAUCAAUAUUUGUGAGCAUAAGCAUCUGUCUCUCUAAGCCAGACCCCAGAGAGUACGUCACCAGCGUGGGAUGGCUAUAGUGUGGAGGUGGAAAGAUGGCGGACUUUAGCAACGAGUGGCACUCACGGAAGACAAAGCUCUCCUUGUCCCUGUUUCCAUGCAUUUCUGGAAAUGCCAACAGGA
Messenger RNA from Etheostoma cragini (Arkansas darter), 2135 nucleotides. RefSeq names its product N-acetylglutamate synthase (gene nags). Gene Ontology annotation, cellular component: mitochondrial matrix. The transcript has 8 exons. Gene Ontology annotation, molecular function: arginine binding; L-glutamate N-acetyltransferase activity, acting on acetyl-CoA as donor. Gene Ontology annotation, biological process: L-arginine biosynthetic process. The coding region runs from base 103 to 1665 and encodes 520 amino acids. Lineage: Eukaryota; Metazoa; Chordata; Actinopteri; Perciformes; Percidae. The record is from RefSeq and is a predicted model, not a curated record.